Osmerus eperlanus (European smelt) is the source of this 3106-nucleotide messenger RNA. RefSeq names its product 5-hydroxytryptamine receptor 7. Lineage: Eukaryota; Metazoa; Chordata; Actinopteri; Osmeriformes; Osmeridae. The coding region runs from base 292 to 1590 and encodes 432 amino acids. Gene Ontology annotation, cellular component: dendrite; plasma membrane. The transcript is spliced from 3 exons. The record is from RefSeq and is a predicted model, not a curated record. Gene Ontology annotation, biological process: smooth muscle contraction; vasoconstriction; circadian rhythm. Gene Ontology annotation, molecular function: neurotransmitter receptor activity; G protein-coupled serotonin receptor activity.
UCAUUUCCACAAAAUAUUGAAUUAAGACAACUGCAGGCAGCAAAUAUAAAAUAAUGUGUGCAGCCUACUUUUCUUUUAAGCUAAAGUACAGAAAUUGCCAAAAUCGAAUCCUCGUUCUCUGACGUCAUCCCGGUGUAUUUCUCUCUAACCAAACCACAGAUUUCCACAGUGAGUGACUGCCACCAACUAUCACUGAAUCGCCUCACGCAUUGCUAUGUAUCACUCUUCAAGCUUGUUAACCGGAGUCGUGUUAUCUCUUUAAUCCGCCCUCCCAUCCUUAUUAACCUUAUUAUGCGUUGGUGGAGCUGUGGCACGGAUAACGGUGUACAGAUGAAGGACCUCGUAAGGAACAGCAUGACUACGGAGAUGAUGGACGUGCGCUUAUUCAGGUCUCCAGUUUCAACCGCCGCAACUUCACCAACUUUGUACCCUGCCGAAAACGACACAAGUUGCGGUGAGCAGAUUCUUAGCCACGGGAGCAUGGAAAAGGUCCUCAUCGGAGCAGUCCUCACCAUGCUCACUUUACUCACCAUCUGCGGAAACUUACUGGUGGUUAUAUCUGUGUGCUUUGUGAAGAAACUUAAGCAGCCCUCCAACUAUCUGAUCGUGUCUCUGGCAGUGGCGGACCUGUCGGUGGCGGUGGCCGUAAUGCCUUUUGUCAGCAUCACGGACCUGAUCGGUGGCAGGUGGAUUUUCGGACAGGUGUUCUGUAACGUCUUCAUCGCCAUGGACGUUAUGUGCUGCACUGCGUCCAUCAUGACGCUGUGUGUCAUCAGCAUAGACAGGUACCUGGGUAUAACCAAGCCACUCACCUAUCCUGUCCGCCAGAGUGGCCGCUGCAUGGCCAAGAUUGUCCUGUCGGUGUGGCUCCUUUCUGCCUCCAUCACACUACCCCCUCUCUUUGGCUGGGCCCAGAACGUCAAUGACGACCGCGUGUGUCUGAUCAGCCAAGACUUUGGCUACACCGUGUACUCCACCGCUGUGGCGUUCUACAUCCCCAUGUCUGUCAUGCUCAUCAUGUACUAUCGGAUCUACCGAGCCGCCAAGGUCAGCGCGGCCAAACACACCAUCGCUGGCUUUCCCCGGGAGCCGGGGGAAGGAGACAGGGGUGGGGGAGAGGGCGUGCGGGAGACGGGAGAGGGAGUGGACUGCGUGGCGGCGGCCCUGAAGCUCCAGCGGGAGGUGGAGGAGUGCGCCCGCUUCUCGCGUCUCCUCAGAAAUGACAGGAAGAACAACAUCUCCAUCUUCAAGCGGGAGCAGAAGGCAGCGGCCACGCUGGGGAUUGUGGUGGGGUGCUUCGGUGUCUGCUGGCUGCCUUUCUUCCUCCUCUCCACAGCCCGGCCCUUCAUCUGCGGGGUGGAGUGCAGCUGUGUGCCCCUGUGGGUGGAGAGGAUCCUGCUGUGGCUGGGAUAUGCCAACUCCCUUAUCAACCCCUUCAUCUACGCUUUCUUCAACCGCGACCUGAGAACCACCUACCGCAACAUCCUCCUCUGCCGCUACCGCAACAUCAACCGUAAACUCUCUGCAGCCAGCAUGCAGGAGGCCCUCAAACUGACAGAGAGACAUGACCUGGUCAUUAAGGUUAAGUAGGAGAGAGAGAGGGGAGGCUCAGUACGGUCCUUUUAGGCCUAAAGAGAAAGAGAUACAGAUAUUGGUCAUAAAGGUCAAAGUGAGACCAACACUUGGUGAAGACACUGGUUUCUCUCCUAACAAGAGAGAAACCUGGAGAGAUUCUAAUUUGUUUUUGCAUGAACUGGAGAGAGAGAGAGAGAGAGAGAGAGAGAGGUCUUAGUGGUUGAUACUAAAAUAACUAUUUAUGAGACAAUUAUGGGAACCAGUUGGGGUUUGUGUACAGGUCAUCUGCAUGCCAGUAUCCAUGUGCAGAGCCAAAAUCUUGAGUUUAUUCACGAGUCUGGAACCCUUCCUGACUUCAGGCAGGAUUACUCAUCAUGUUAGCAUGACCAGAUAACCCAAGCUAUUAAUAGAAGGUAUGACUGGAAAGAUCUCACCAGGAUAUCCACAAACAAUAUUUGAUACACUUGGAUGAACAAAGACACAGACAGCAAGAGAGAUAAACAGGCAGAAAGACAGACAGACAUGUCGAUGACUAGACAGACACAGGGGAAACAGCUAGGAAGACAGACCUAACAAUCAUUCCGACAGAUUUAAAAAGUGCCCCCUCCCUCAUAAUUUUGGAGGACCCAUCCCCCGAAUUUGUUCUGUACCAAGCAAGGUUAACAGGUCACCUCUAAUCAUUUUUUCAAUGACAUUAAGAUAUCAUUGAGAUGACACCGACAUGCAUGCAAAAUUACACUGCACACGCAUGUGAAGUAUGACUCACUCCACGAACAAUUAAUGAGGACACUGUCACCUUUUACAUCAUCAUCCACACUCACACUUUGUUAAUGGGUACUGGCUGUUUUUGGGGAAAAACCAUUUAUGACAGUAAUAUCAUGCAACCACUUGCCACUUUGGGUCAUAAGUCAUAUUCUAGAUCUGAAUAAUAAAUAUCAAAUAACAAUACAGCAUAUUAAGAAUUAGCGGACGUUCUUUCCUUUAAAGGUUUGUAAACAGUCCACUCUAACCUGUCCUACAGCAUGUGAAUGUAUUAUUCAUGUGUGAGUAAUGGCGUUCUGACAGAAAUCUGUAGGUCAGAAGCAGCACUAUGUCAGUCAUCUAUAUUUAUCCUGUGAAUAUUCUUUCCAGCUGGCCACACUGACAUAUUUGGUCAAAUUCAAUGUUCCCCUGCUCUAAGCGUAAACAAGUAGAAGUGAAAUGUUGAUUAUUUGUGAUAAGAUCUGAUAAAGCCAUUUAUUCUGUACAGGACUGUACAGCAUAAUUUGAGUGAUGUGAAUUCACAUGAUUUGAAGAGAUACUGUAGCUUAAUGUAGAACAUUAUGUCAUUAAAAUAUCUUUUUUCGAGGGUCUUGUGGAGAGUAAUGUAGGUAACGGAUGUUGUCAAGGUGGCUGGUCAUGUGUAGAUGUUUUUGUAUGUAAAGGAUACUAAAGGAGGAGGAUACUAAAUGUAAAGAUGGAAAACUGAAGGAGAAGUCAGAAAUGUCAAUUUUUGUGCAAGAGAACAUGUCUUCUUGUAUUAUUUAAAGUA